AUGCCCAAUAUCUGGAGAUGGCGAAUGCCAAAGCAGUGUGGCCUAUUCCUGGUGACGGCGAGUGCCAAAGCAGUGUGCCCUAUUCCAGGCGGCGGCGAGUGGUUCUUCUUCACGUCCCGUGACCUCAAGUACCCAUCAGGGUGCCAAUCCGACCGAUCCACAACCGCUGGGUACUGGAAGGCCACUGGGAAGGGCAAGCCAGUGCACGUGCGGCUCCCCGGCAGCAGCGGUGUUAACGACGGAAAAAGGGUGCAGACAGUCAUAGCGGUUUUGAAAAGAACUCAUGUCUUCUACAUGGGCCGAGCGCCAGGAGGGGACAAGACAGACUGGGUCAUGCACGAGUACCGGCUGGCAGAUGAUUCGCCUGUAGCUGGACCGGCUGCUGCAGCCGCGGCACACGCUACAGCUGCAGAAAGCGAAUCGAACCCAGCAGCUACAGCUGCUACUACCCCCAAAGGGACCUCGGCUGGUGCAGAUGCAGCAGGUGGUACUGCUGUAGGCCGAGCCAGCAGCAGAAAAAGUGAAGCGAUAAACCCAGACACCAGCAAUGCGGCGGAUGGAAGUGGAGAUCCAAGUGGUGGGUCAGGCAGGAACAGCAUCACGAGCAGUCCUAAAGCCAGCAGUCCAAAGUCCGAACCUGGGAGCGGUCGAAGAAUCGGCAGGACGUGGGUGGUUGUGAGAGUGCUCAAGCGAAGCUCCCUGACAGAGGAGGAGCAAGAACUGGUGGUGGCAAAGCAGGCUGUGGUAGCACAGGUGAUGGUGAAAGACCGGAAUGAGAUGGUGGAACAGCAGACGAUGGUGAUGCAGCAGCAGUGUGGGGCUCCUUCACCCAAAGGAAAACCAGAGAGGGACGAAGAGGCACCAGUGGCAGGGCACCACGCGGGUUUAUCAGUGCAUGGCGUGCACUGUAGCGGUGAUUCACCCUCACUAAAUUCUCCGCAGAGUAACUCCCCAUCUACCCUCGCGAGCAGCCUGUCCCCUAACUCCUCUUGGUGCGCAAUGCCUGUGGAUGUGCCGAGCAGCGUUGUGGCAAACCGAGAAGCAGCUGUAGGUGCAAUGAUGCCUGUAGGUCCAGAGGAGGAAGACGCAUCAAUAGUGGCAAAGGUGGCAAAAACAGGAGCAGCAGAGAAAGAAGCAGUCGAAGCAGCUCCAAUGAAGGUAGAAGGAACAGGAGCAGCAGUGGGAGCAGACAAGCAAAGCAGCACCUCAGCAGACAAUCAGCCGAAAAGCAGCAGACCAGCAGGGGAGUUCUUGAAGGGUCCGCUCUGCCCGGAGAACUUGCCAUCUUCCAAGCACUAUCUGUUUGAAUUGAAGCCGCCUGGAAGCGGCAGGAUUGAUGGUGGUGUGGACGGUGGGAAUGGAAUGGGAGAGCAGCAACAAACGGAAGAAGAGCAGCAGAUGCGAAAGGAGCAGAAGAAGCAGAAAAUGGCGGAAAAACUGGACUGGAGGGUAGAACUGGACUGUAGACAAGAGGACGGGCAGAAGGAGCAGGAGAAGGGUGACUGA
Closterium sp. Naga37s-1 is the source of this 1506-nucleotide messenger RNA. NCBI's taxonomy places the organism in Eukaryota, Viridiplantae, Streptophyta, Zygnematophyceae, Desmidiales, Closteriaceae. The record is from the annotation of a GenBank genome assembly.